Adelges cooleyi (spruce gall adelgid) is the source of this 989-nucleotide messenger RNA. It is a transcript of the gene Sec20, whose product is annotated as vesicle transport protein SEC20. Bases 154 to 828 code for a protein of 224 amino acids. The record is from RefSeq and is a predicted model, not a curated record. Gene Ontology annotation, cellular component: SNARE complex; endoplasmic reticulum. Gene Ontology annotation, molecular function: SNAP receptor activity. NCBI's taxonomy places the organism in Eukaryota, Metazoa, Arthropoda, Insecta, Hemiptera, Adelgidae. The transcript has 5 exons. Gene Ontology annotation, biological process: retrograde vesicle-mediated transport, Golgi to endoplasmic reticulum.
UUGAUCAAAAUAAUAAUAACACGACAGGAAUGUUACUUUUAAAUUUUUCAUUUAAAUAUAGUUUUUCAAUAUUCAGUACUUCACUGUAGUUACAGUGAAAUGUAACAUUGAUACAAUUAAUUGGAAUAAUUUGCAUUAAAAAAUUUACUCAUAAUGUUAAGAGAACUAAGUACUAUUAGAGAAUGCAUUGUAAAUACGAAUGUUACUCUAAAAUCCGUCAUUCAGGAAAUAUAUUCGUGUGAUGGACCAACGGAAGCAUUAUCACGUUUGAACGAUAGUGGUCGAAAGCAGAUAAAUAUAUUUAGGAAUUUAAUAGAAAAUUUAGAACUGUAUGCUCGUGAAGCAGAAAGUACACAAGAAAGAUCAGAACUUUUUGAAGAAGCCCGUAAUCAAAGAGAAUAUUUAACCAGUAAUAUUGCAUCAUUUCGAAAGGCUAAUGUAGAAUGUAUGACAAGAAUUCACAAGAAAGCGAGUGAACAACUUUUAGGUAAAAGUAAAGAUGAAGAAGUGAGAUAUAGGCUUAAAAUGGAUAAAGAAAAUCUAUUGAAACAAUCAUCUACGGUGACAAAUCAAUUGUUAUCUGUAAGCAGACAAUUAGCUAACACGUCACAACAAAGUUUAGACACCCUCGACGUAUUAUUAAAAUCAUCUUCAACUGUAUCAAAUAUAAGCAGUGAAAUAAAAAAUUCAAAAGGUGCUUUGACUCAAUCUGAAAAACUUUUAAAUAAAUAUGGCCAGCGGGAAACAACAGACAAAAUAUUAAUAAUUUUUGCCUUUGCUUUUUUUUUAUGUGUUGUAGCUUACAUUGUACAAAAACGACUUUUUUAAAAAAAAGAAUUCUAGUUUUUAUUUUUAUUUAUAUAAAUAAAAGAAUAUUUUUAAAGAUCUCUAUUAUUUUAAUCUUACCUUUGUUAUUGUUUUAAUUUUAUUGAGACAUUUGGCACAAAAUAUAAUUAGGGUGUAAGGUUAAGGAGUAAUAUUUGAUAAAU